GGAACAAACAUCGACCUGAACGGUUGGCUGAAAUAAGUACUAUUGAACUUAGCAGGCUCUACACCAGCGACAGCUGUCACCUCAAUCCCUUCCCUCCCAUGUCCUGCUCCCUCCAUUCUCCAUUUUCAUAGUCACCCGUAUAGCUGACAAUGGCCUCCACCCCAACUCCGACUCCAAAUCUGAAUUUCUCAUCCUCCAGAGAAGCCGAGAACUUGGGUAUUCUCUUCGCGGGGUUCGUCACUUCAUCACUUCUUUAUGGGGGAACCAUUUUCCAGACCUAUGCGUACUACGCACGCUUCCCCCAGGACAGUAAUCGAAUACGGUGUUUCGUCAUCUUACUUGCAUACCAUAGCAUCUGCCUCGGUUUCUGCAGCACUAUAUCACUUUCUGAUCGACCUGUACGCCAUCCCUGUCGACGUUUUGGUUGCUCCUCCUUCUAUGUGUGUUCAAUAUGCGCUAUCGUUCGUUAUCGUCUUCGUAUCCCAGCUUUUCUUUGCUUUCCGCGUCUUCGAAGUCUCGAGCGGAUCACAUCCAGUUUCCCUAUCAGUGGUCUCGCUCUCAUUCGUUUCCUUCGUCUUUGGAAUGACGUCUGCAGGUCAAAUGUUCCAACAAAGGCAACUUGAUUCUUUUGCAUUGCCGGCGAUGAAGGCUAUAGCAGCGACCCACCUCAGCUUUGCGGUAUUGGCCGACGUCCUGAUCCUUUUGACGCUAUGUUACUGGUUACGCCCGCAACAUUACCCAUAUAUGCGAAUACCAAAGCGCUUUAUUGACAGAGUCAACGUCCUCAUAGUAAAUAGAGGCUUAAGCUUCACGCUCGUCCAGGUUGCCUACCUCUGCGCCUUCGUCGCUGUUCCCAGCCAUCAGUACUGGGUCAUGUUCCAAAUGAUUGGAAGUAAACUCUACGUCAACUCCGUUUUCCAACUUCUGAACUGCCGCGAAUCUGAGAAUGGAAGAGGUGUCCAAGAAGAAGAGUAUUACCAGCCUCCGGGCACCACCAAGACGCCUGCGUUCGGGGCCCCUUUACCUGCCACCAGUAGGCAAACUUAUCAAGGAUGACGGGCAGUAGCGGGACUGGUGCUACGCAUACAACCGAGGGCACUCCUAAGUC
This is a messenger RNA of Pisolithus orientalis, 1108 nucleotides long. RefSeq lists its product as uncharacterized. The transcript is spliced from 23 exons. Lineage: Eukaryota; Fungi; Basidiomycota; Agaricomycetes; Boletales; Pisolithaceae. The record is from RefSeq and is a predicted model, not a curated record. The coding region runs from base 256 to 1056 and encodes 266 amino acids.